AUGACCCACCAAGCUUACUGUGUGACUGUGACUUUAGUCCAGGGUCAGCCGGUGUAUUCUAUAGCUCUGGAGAGCCAGCUUAGAGAAGAGAUAUUCACAAAUUACUCUGCCCUCCAAAGACCCGCAAAGAUUGUUAAUGUGAAAGUUGAUCUCACUCUUCUCACCGUCAACGAUCUGAGCAUUAAGUACCAAACUUUGUCAGUGUCGGCCCUGCUGACAUUGAGCUGGAUUGAUGACCGUUUGGCUUGGCUGUCCGGCAGAUCACAGGACUACACCAGCAUCUUAUACAUGUAUGACACCGAGAAAAAUGUCUGGAAACCUACAAUCUACGUGGAAAAUUCAGUGGUGGAUCUCUCUGUGAUCACAGAUCCUAACACCCCCAUGAGAAUGGACCAAAGAGGAGAGAUACGAUGGAGUACUUCCGCUAUUUACAUAGUCAGCUGUGAAUCUGAAAUUAUGUAUUAUCCUCUAGAUCAGCAGACAUGUGAAGUCAAAUUGACCACGGCUGGCUACACUGCAUUGGACAUUAAUCUUAUCUUCGAUCCAACCCCUGUCACUUUAGCCUUUUACGCCGAAAAUGGAGAGUGGGAGCUUUUAACUGUCCAGGGUAUCAAACCUACUGAUAAAGUUCUUGGAGGAGCCUCUCAUUCGAAAGUGCUUUUCCGCAUAAGCAUGCGCAGACGACCGUUAUUUCACAUUAUGAAUACUAUGUUUCCGGUUGUGCUGAUGGCUUUCCUUAUUCCAAUGGCUUUUAAACUUAACGUGGAGUCUGGAGAGAAGAUGGGAUAUUCUCUGACAGUUCUUCUGGCCUAUGCUGUCUACUUAUCCAUGAUAUCAGAAAACAUUCCAAGCACAUCUGUAUCCAUAUGCUUUCUGUCUAUUUACUUAGCGACAACACUGGUCCUGUCGACGUUGUCCGUUUUAUUCGUCAUUGUUGUCAUCAACGUCCACCAUUCUCCCGAGGAAGAGCCAAUGUCUCCUAAACUUCAAGCGUUUGGAUUCAAAUUGGAAAAAGUUUUAUGUAGAAAAAAGAAUGAUGCAUCAACACAACCAGUAAAAGUGGCACCCACUCCAAACGAUUGCCUUGACAAACCAGACACGAUGCUGAAGGACAACUACAUGUGUGAGGAAGAGGAUAUGACGUGGAUUAGACUAUCCCGUUUGCUUGAUCAAUUCUUUUUCGUUACAUUCAUGAUAGUAAUAACUUUUUCCACAUUGGUUUUUACUGCUUUAACGUCUCUAAAACUUCUCACAUAUUAAAUGUACAUGUACUUAGAUAAUGGAAAGCAUACCCAACAUCUUUUUAACAAUUUCUAUAAUGUCGAUCCCUAUAAUUGGAAUUGGAAGGAAAACUAUUUCUUUUGCAUUAGAUCUACUUCAUUGUAUUCUAAGUCGUCUAGAUUUACAGUUGUGUGAUAUUGAGAAUUCAUCAGGGUGAUACAAAUAAACUACACCAUAUGUGUACCUGAAUGAAGGAAAGUGGCAGGUUAUAUAUACAAUGUAGAACUCGGUCGUGAUCGGUCUUUUCGUCUUUGAAUUAUGGGAAUGUAAAAGUGCAGGACUACGUCACAUUUAUUGAAAGUGAUUUAAUGUGGAGAGUUUGACAUUAGAGAUUUACAAAGCACUCUAGCGUGUUUACAUUCUCUAUUGCAUAGAAAGACAAAUAAACGUCUGACGGUGUAUUGUGGUAGUAAUCGAGUUUGUGUCUCUUUCGGUAACAAUGUUUUCACAUUUGCUUCUUGAGAGCUUUCAAGCGUCAUGGGAAUGUAUCAUGAAUAAGUUUACGAGACUAAAGACGACUUCACUACUGAAGGUACAUGUAUGAUAUCACAAAAAUGACCAUCUGAUUUUUUCAUUAAUGUCAUUUCCAGUCUAACACUUUUUCUCGUGAAUUGGGUCAGUCCAAACUUUUAGGAAAUAACAAAUGUCAAUGUCUUCCUUCUUUUUCUAAUAAUAAUA
Molecule: messenger RNA, 1959 nt
Organism: Ostrea edulis (European flat oyster)
Lineage: Eukaryota; Metazoa; Mollusca; Bivalvia; Ostreida; Ostreidae
Product: neuronal acetylcholine receptor subunit beta-4-like
Exons: 6
Coding region: 1-1260 (419 amino acids)
Biological process (GO): chemical synaptic transmission; signal transduction; monoatomic ion transmembrane transport
Cellular component (GO): membrane; neuron projection; synapse
Molecular function (GO): neurotransmitter receptor activity; extracellular ligand-gated monoatomic ion channel activity; transmembrane signaling receptor activity
Source: RefSeq, a predicted model, not a curated record